AUGGAGUCAUUAUUAUCCCUCGCAUUCGACAACCUCUCGUCCUACGACGGACCCAAAGUACGAAAAGGCCUUCGCCAGGUCGAAGGUCUUCUCGCUCAAAUCUGUCUCUCAAACGCAAACGCAAAAGCAAAAGCAAAUGCAAGCUCUCGAAACGACCGCUCCAAUCGAAGAGGUGAUUCAGACAAUGAUGGAAGCGACACCUCGUCAACACCACCUCAGAAGGACCUCUCUCAGCUAUCCCGAGACCCGGCUUUCAGAGAAUUCUUCAAGUUGCAGGAGGGUUUCGAAUGGAACGUUGCUAUGCGACUGAUCAGCACUCUCGAUAGGCUUAUGGCCAAGGGCGGUGAUGGCGGAAACGACCUGUUGAUCUUGAGCUCCCUCGAUCUCAUUCAGGGACUUUUGCUGCUUCAUCCUCCCAGCAAAUCUCUAUUCGCUCGAGAACAAAAUAUGAACCUUCUUCUCGACCUUCUUGAGCCUUACAACUGCCCCGCCAUCCAAUCCGCAACUCUACUCACCCUGGUAACCGCUCUUAUUGACACUCCCAUCAAUACACGCACUUUUGAAAGCCUUGAUGGCCUUCUUACAGUCACGUCACUCUUCAAGUCUCGGUCCACAGCUCGUGAGGUCAAGCUCAAGCUUGUCGAGUUUCUCUACUUCUAUCUUAUGCCCGAGAUACCAUCUAUCCCCCGAGCCGACCAGCGCGAUAGCGUCCCCGCCAUGUUCCAGCGCAGCCCUAGCAAGCUCGCCGGCGCUUUUAAUGCUGAUUCCCGACGCAAGCGCUCUGGAUCGGAUCCUGAAGGGGACAUCUACCUUACCACCGAGGAGAAGCAAGAGCUGCUCAGCCAACAUCUGAGCAGUGUAGAGGAACUUGUCAAGGACCUACGAACAUGCGCACCAUUUGGCGGCGUUGUCUGUUGA
This is a messenger RNA of Fusarium poae, 918 nucleotides long. RefSeq lists its product as uncharacterized. NCBI's taxonomy places the organism in Eukaryota, Fungi, Ascomycota, Sordariomycetes, Hypocreales, Nectriaceae. The coding region runs from base 1 to 918 and encodes 305 amino acids. The transcript is spliced from 2 exons. The record is from RefSeq and is a predicted model, not a curated record.